Molecule: messenger RNA, 3267 nt
Organism: Coniosporium apollinis CBS 100218
Lineage: Eukaryota; Fungi; Ascomycota; Dothideomycetes
Exons: 3
Coding region: 1-3267 (1088 amino acids)
Biological process (GO): positive regulation of DNA-templated transcription; mRNA export from nucleus; protein import into nucleus
Cellular component (GO): nuclear pore outer ring
Molecular function (GO): structural constituent of nuclear pore
Source: RefSeq, a predicted model, not a curated record
AUGUUCACCGUUCCGGACUCAACACCUCCAAGCACGCCCAACUCUCGCCGCGCAAGCACAAAUCUUCCUUCCACGACCCCGGCAGGGCCUCCUCCGACAGUCCACACUUCCGCGUCAUUUACACCAGCCGGUCCUCCGCCCUCGUCCGUGUUCGGCAGCUCUGAGCUGCACUCCGGCAUUCAAUCGAGUCGCCCUAAUCCAUUCAAGGCUGCCUUUGCACCCACGAGCAAUCCCAGCGAUCCGUCAAGAAACCGCCCGCUACACUCAGAUCUCUUCGCGCCGCGUGCGAACAAUCCCAAUCCUUUUGCUGCACCCGCCAGUAGCCCCCCACAGCCGGCCGUAACCAACGACGAGGAUGAGGAAGACUACGAGGAUGAGGAGAUGUCAGAAGAGUACUCGCGGGAGGAUGAAGACGCGAUGGAAGGAGACGACGAAGAUAUGGACAUGGACGGACCUACAAACCGGACUCAGCUGCAAAGCUCCGCGGUUGCCCCUCUUAGCCGCAGCGACUUCAGAUCAUCGCGUCCCUUUGAUGGCUUAGAAUCUAUACGAGACGUACGAAGAGGGUCAUUGCGGCAGUCAUCCAGGCGGCAAGGGGUGUCGGCCAGCAGGACACGCUCGACGGCUACUAAUUCAAAGUACGAUCUUUUAGGGCUGGCAAAGGGGCUAGCUGCCUCAAGACGACAGACUUCGCUCUCGGAACCAGAUGACGUCGUGCUUCAGACGGAGCAGACAGUGAACAGGCUGAGUGAUCCCGAUUUAGCAAGAGACGUACUGCAGCUCAGUGAUACGGUCACCAAGGUCGCACAACAGCUCCGGGACCUAUGGCACCAGGACUACAAGCACAGCUACGGCCCAGGCUACAGCCGAAUAGGACCGUCGGAAGAGGAGAGCCCGCUAACAAAAGCCAACUUCUUGGCCAGCUUACUCCUGCAACUCCAUCACCCGUCCUCCUCUCAGGCACGACAGGACCUUUCUCUUUCGCAAUCGCGUUUCGGACGCAGCUCUACGUUUUCAUCAUCGGAAAGACCGUCGUCAGAGAUUCCAAUACCUCAAGUGCUACUGGACUGGCUGAACACAUAUCACGACUCCACCACAUCCAGCAUCGACGAGAUCAAGAGCCAGAUGAACGGCUACUCGGCUCAUCCUGAAUUCUGGGAAGGCGUCUCAACCGCGUUAUUUCGCGGCAGAUUUGCGGAAGCGAUCAAGUUGUUAAGAGGAGCGAAUUUUGCCGUGGCUCACUCUGCGAUCGAGGACGGUGCUGAGGUGCCCGGCUACAAAGGCGCGCAGCUAGAAAACAUCCAGGAGAUGGUGAAUAGAUUGAUUGCGAUGUUGGACUCCUGCCCAGGCUUCAAAUAUGAGAACUGGGACAUCAAAGGCGGCGACUGGACGCUCUUCAGGCACAAACUGAGCCAAGCUAUUGCGGAUCUAGAGGAUUUUGCCGAAGGUGACAACAGCGCUCGAGGCGACGAUAUGAGUGGUUUCGGGAGCAGCAAUUUCGGAAUGUCGGCCGCUCGAAGCCAUGGCUGGACAGCGGCUAGCCGGAGAGCUGAGAGCAGAGUACCAUGGGCCGUAUACCAACAUCUGAAGGAUGUCUACAAUCUGAUGCUUGGGGUUCCAGACGAGAUCUUUGCUUCAUCGUACGACUGGGUUGAGGCAGCAAUUGGGCUCACCAUAUGGUGGGAUGGUGAAGAGGAGGACGACAUUCCGAAGGGCAGCCUCGCCAUGAGCAGACGAUCGCUCGGGCGCUCUCAGGCAGCUCGAACUGUUGACAUUACACCCGCUCUGGCCUAUCGUCGCAAGUUGGCCUCCUCGCUUGCGGAAGUCUUCGGUGGAGAUGAAGAGGAGUUGAGUCUAAACACGACGGACUUGGUGGAAGUGGGACUCGCGUGUGUCAUGGACGAUAAUGUUGAAGGGGUCAUCAGCGUCCUCCAGUGCUGGUCCAUGACAGUCACAUCGGCUGUGGCCGAAGUCGCAAGUGCUGCUGGUUGGUUAACAGAAACAAGCGCCAACUCGAAGGACAUCAUGAAGGGCUUUGAUAAGAGUGAUCUGUUGGUGUUGGAGUAUGGACGGCAAGACACCGGAGGGAUCAACAAAGACGAGUUGCUUAAACGUUAUGCAGAUGUACUGUCUGGCAGGCAGGAAUUCCGCAGCUCGGACGGGAAGGAGGUUCGGGAGGGUUGGGAGCUUGCCGUACAGGUUUUAGCUCGCUUGGAUGAUCCUGAAGAUGCUAAGUCAAGCAUUCGAGAGCUUCUCGAACGUCUUCGGCUUACGUCAGAUGAGCUUGUCGACAAGGUGCUUGCCCUAUGCUUAGGAACUGGUCUCUCUGGCCAUGCUGAGGAGGUUGCGGAGAGGUACGCCGAUAGUAUAGCAGAGACAUCCGACAACUACGGCACCGCCCUGCUUUACUACGCUCGCGCACACAAGCCGCAGAAGUUUCGAAAUGUCCUGGAUCUCCUGACAUCACUCUGUCUUGUCCAGUCAAUGUCGUAUCCACCAGCAUCAGAGCUCGAUGAUCGCCUCAAAGCGUUCAUCAGCUCGCCUGAGAAGUCUGUAGUCCAGCUAGGACGCAUGGAUACCGAAGCCGCAUCAAUAGUAGCGAGAUACUUGAGCGGCUAUGCCACCAUCCGCAGGUUCUACGAUCUGAGAGACGAGGAGCUUCAUUUGAAACCUGGACAGAAACCCAGUCUACGACCUGUAGCGCGGAAGAAGGCAGCUGCGGCCGCUUUGAUGGCGAUGAUCACUAGUGCAAACGAGAGUAUCAAGGGCGGACUGUAUGACCCGAGCGUUGACGCUGUUGUGCAAGUGGAUGGCCUCUUGACAUUGCUUGGGGAGGCUUUGCCGUUCGUGAACCGACCCAAGCGUGUCCUCGACAUAAACCACCUCUACACCCUCCUCCGCGCAACCGAAGACCUCGAGAGCGCCCCCUCAAGCAUCUACGACCAAUGCGAAGACUGCCUCCAGUCAACCCUCUCCCACGCCAACGGUGCAGAGCCCCCUUCUCCGCGCGCGAUGCUGAAGAAGUCGAUUUCAAAUCUGACGGCCUCGACGCAGUUCUCCAUGGUCGGCAGCUCCAUGCUGGCCUCGCGGGAGAACAUCGCGCCGUCGACCGAGGGGAGUGGCGUGCUGGUGAAAGGGGAGGUCAAGAGGGGUUGGGAUUGGAGAAAGGGCUUGAGUAGGAAUGCGGGCGGGGAGGACGUGUUGAGGGUGCUGAGGUUGGGGGUUGCGCAGGAGAUGGCGAGGGCGUGGGUGGAGGGGGAAGAGUAG